AUGAUCUCAUUCGUAUCUCUCUCCUUAGAUCCCAAAACUGCUGAAACAGAAGAUGACAUCUGUGCAGAGUGGGAAGUUAAAACAAUCACCAGUGCACUAAAAACUUAUUUAAGAAUGCUCCCUGGGCCACUCAUGAUGUAUCAGUUUCAAAGAAGCUUCAUCAAAGCAGCAAAACUGGAGAAUCAAGAAUCCAGAAUUUCAGAGAUCCAUAGCUUAGUACACAGACUUCCAGAGAAAAAUAGACAGAUGCUCCAUUUGCUCAUGAAUCACUUGGCAAAUGUUGCUAAAAACCAUGAACAGAAUCUUAUGACUGUCGCAAAUCUGGGAGUUGUUUUUGGACCAACAUUAAUGCGACCACAAGAAGAAACUGUUGCUGCAAUUAUGGAUAUCAAGUUCCAAAAUAUUGUGGUUGAGAUUUUAAUAGAAAACCAUGAAAAGAUAUUUAACACAGUGCCUGAUAGUCUACAGUCAAAUUCUCAACUGCUGUUGUCUCGAAAAAGGAGUACAGAUUCAAAGCCACCCUCAUGCAGUGAGAGGCCCUUAACGCUUUUCCAUACACUGCAGCACAAUGAAAAGCAGGAGAACAGAAACAGUAUAAUUAACUCCAGCCUGGAAUCAGUCAUAUCAUCAUCAAACAUUAAUAGCUUCCUCCAGUCCAGUAAUACUGUUCAGCCUAACAAGAACUCAGUUGAAUCUGAUGCAGAAGUUAUAAAACCCAACCGGCCAAAUUCACUCCCUCAGAAUCCAAGUCCAACGUCACCCCUUUCACCGUCCUGGCCCAUGUUCUCUGCACCAUCCAGCCCUAUGCCCACCUCCUCCACGUCCAGCGAUUCAUCCCCCAUCAGUUCCCCAUUCCGCAAAGCUAGAGCCCUGUACGCUUGUAAAGCAGAACAUCACUCAGAGCUGUCCUUCACUGCAGGGACAGUAUUUGACAAUGUUCAUCCAUCUCAAGAACCUGGCUGGUUGGAAGGAACCUUGAAUGGGAAAAUAGGAUUGAUUCCUGAGAACUAUGUGGAGUUCCUAUAAUUGGACAUGUUCAUAAACAACACUGCUGAGCUUUACAUGGUAUCCAUGACAACUGCUGAUUAGAGUAUUGUAGAUGAUUUGCUGUUUACAACUGUGAAAAGCAAGGUGAAGGACUCUGAUACCUGUUCAGAAGAAUGUUCAUGUAAAUAAGAAUGUAU
This is a messenger RNA of Python bivittatus (Burmese python), 1184 nucleotides long. Lineage: Eukaryota; Metazoa; Chordata; Lepidosauria; Squamata; Pythonidae. The record is from RefSeq and is a predicted model, not a curated record.